AUGGCUGCGACAUCGGUUCACCCGCCUAGCAUCCAACACGCAACGACAAUAGUAUCCGCCAAAGCAGCAGAGUUAUCAGUAAGCACUUUCCUCAGUGGUGCUACUAAUUCGAUGGACGCAAUCAGCGAUAUCGAUGAUACCAUUGAUACCGCGGAAACGAUCAAAUCAAAUCAUUUGAUUGGUUCCAGUGCUGCUUCAUCGGAGGUUCCACUGCCGUCCAUCUCCCCUCCGCUCCACGGGGAGACUCUCCGAAGUGGCGGAAAAUCCGCGGCACAGGCGGAAAGACGGCGCGCGCGGAGCGACGGAAGCUCUGCCGCAAGCUCUUCCCCCGGGUGCGCCAGUUUGCGCGCGGCAGGGAAGCUCUCCCCGCGCUCCCUGGCGGAGGAGCUGGAGCUGGAGGCGCUGCAGGGGAAGCUUCGUAUUUUGGAUACGCAGCGAGAGCUGAGCGCCGUCCGAUGCCAGGAGUUUGUGUACUUGAUCGAACGGUCCUGGUCGUCCAUGGAGGAAUGCAAUCUGGACGAGUCCCCCGCCGGAACUACUACCUUCGCAGCAGGAGGUUCAAACCCUUGCGGGUCGGAGCUUCUGCUAUCCGAGCCUCGCGCGUCGGAGCUUCGGAAACUCGAGCCUGGAGGGCUCGCCGCGGCGCCUGAAGAGAACCCUCCCCCAAUCGGUGCAGCAUCAGACCGUUGUGACAUAGCGGCAACAACGGCAACGAAGGCAUCGCCGGGAGCGACGGCAGAGACGGGAGAACUCGGGCUGAGCCAGCGCGAAACACGCGACCUGCUCCGCCUAAGGCGGCAGUACCAAGACAAAUCGCGACGCGACUUUUGGGGUUUCCGAUGGGGCAGCGAAAAGCAGUCCGCAAAAUCUGGUAGCAGCAAAAGCGGACCGUCGAUCGGCGGUAGGACGCUGAAUCCAACGGCUGCGGCGCGGAAAGACCUCGGAACGGACACUUCGUCUCGAAGAUCGGCAAUCCCUAGGUCGAAAUCUGCUGCGUGCUGUUCUAGCAUGCACUGCGGCGGAAGCGGAAGAUGUGCGGCUUUUUCGGGGCCUUGCAAGCCUUCUGAUAGCGGUCCGAGCGGCAGCGGCGGCGGCGCCGCGGUGGCUGGAAGAUCGGCGUUCGUUCCGAGCUUGCGAGAUGACCUAAGCUUUUACGACAAUCCCCGUCCCGCUGCAGCGCACCCCGCUAAUACUAAUAAGCGUUGGUCACGCCGCAGUUCGCCUAAAAGUGGGUCCCGAAGCGCCGAGUUUCCCCUGCAAUCUACGUGCGAAUCAACGGCUCUCGACCCUCUGUGCGAAUCAACGGCUCUCGAGUUACCACAGGGUGGUUUGGACUCACGGGAAGAGGGAUCGCCGCGGAAAGGGUCGCCACUGGCGACGGUCGCAGGGGACGGAGCGAGCAGCAGGAGCUCUCGCGAAGUGGGCUUAGAGACCACGCGAAAAGUACCUGGUUACCGUGAGCGAAGGAUGGCAAGAUUGCUGCGGCGCCAUGUGAGCGUGAACAGCAGCCUCGACACAUUCGCUAUGGCGGAGUAA
Molecule: messenger RNA, 1536 nt
Organism: Closterium sp. Yama58-4
Lineage: Eukaryota; Viridiplantae; Streptophyta; Zygnematophyceae; Desmidiales; Closteriaceae
Source: the annotation of a GenBank genome assembly